This is a messenger RNA of Caenorhabditis elegans, 1489 nucleotides long. It is a transcript of the gene ssu-1, whose product is annotated as Sulfotransferase ssu-1. The record is from RefSeq and is marked reviewed. Gene Ontology annotation, molecular function: sulfotransferase activity; aryl sulfotransferase activity. The coding region runs from base 122 to 1360 and encodes 412 amino acids. NCBI's taxonomy places the organism in Eukaryota, Metazoa, Nematoda, Chromadorea, Rhabditida, Rhabditidae. The transcript is spliced from 5 exons. Gene Ontology annotation, cellular component: membrane; cytosol.
CACGAUAUUUUUUUGGAUUUCUACUGACAUUUUUUGAACUCUCUAAAAAAUGGUAUCAUUUCUGAAACAUCUACGUAUUGAAAAUGAAACGGGGGUCCUACGAGACACCCGGACCCCACCGAUGACCCCGAAGACCCCAAAGACCCCAAAACCCCCUCAAACCCCACGGCCAAUGCUCACAGUUGGCUCACCGCCGUGUACUCCGUGCUCACCGUUUGUGCUCAAUGCUACGUCAUUUUGUUUCAGGAAAGGCCCGGCCCGAUCGGUAGUCUACCAGCCGAAUGGCCACCCAAAGCAAGUGGUUAUUGACGGAGAGAUUUGGCCGCCAAUUUUCAAGCCGAAAAACGUUCGGACUGCAAAAUCCAUGCAAUUUGGGGAGACGGACGUGGUGAUUGCCACGUAUCCAAAAUGUGGAACUACGUGGCUCCAGCAUAUUACUUCUCAGUUGAUCAAGGGGCACGAUUAUAAGGCUGGGAAGGGAAAUGAGCUCUGUGUGCAAUCGCCAAUGAUCGAGCGUAUGGGAGCAGCAUUUGCAGACAAUAUAAAAGGUCCACGUGUCCUGAAAACUCAUUUUCAUCACUAUAACAUCCCAAAAUACCCGGAUACCAAGUACAUUUACUGCGUCAGAAACCCCAAAGACUGUCUGACCUCAUAUUUCCAUCAUAACCGGAAUUUCAAAAUUUACAACUGGGCAAAUGGUACUUGGGAUGUCUUUUUGGAUCUUUUUGCGUCAGGACAAUUGGCUUUUGGGGACUAUUUUGAGCAUUUGCUCAGCUGGUUGCCGUGUUUGAAAGAUGAUAAUGUGCUCUUUUUGAAGUAUGAGGAUAUGUUUCAGGAUUUGGAAAAUGCUGUGUAUAAGAUCGGUCAAUUCCUCGGGGGAGAAGCUGCUCACCGAGUUGAAAAUCCGGAAAUCCUCCGAGAAAUCGUUGACAACAGUACAAUUGACGCCAUGAAAAAGGAUCAGAAGCGUUGGUUUCCAGAAUCCCAACUACACAAAGUAGAAUUUAUUCGGAAAGGCGGUAGUCGUGAUUGGAAGAAUUAUUUCACUCGGGAGCAAUCUGAUCGGAUUGACUCAAUUUUUGCGGCGAAAUUUGCCGGGACUCCUGCUGAGCAUUGGUGGAAAUACGAAAUGGCAUGGGAAGAGAAACCCCUCUCAAUUGAGAAUCUAUCCAUGGAAGAAGAAGAGGAGGAGCAGUCCCAGAAGCUUUUCGCGUUGCCCCCACUUCCACCACAACGUAGAUUCUCCAGAACAUCCCUAUUGUCAGCUGGUUACGGUAGUGUAUGGUCCCUGUCCUCUCAGAAUGCAAAUAUGUCGGCCAGCUCGUCGGUCAACAAGGAUUUGUCCACUUUCGCUGAGUAGCGACUCGGAUUUCUAAGUUUUCUGUACUUUUUUCUACUUUUUCCGUUUUUUUUUUCACUGUAAAGCUCUAUUUUUUGAGCUAAAAUGAGACUUUUUUGGAUUUGCAAUAAUAAAUGUUUUAAUCUCAAA